AGCCGCUGCGUUUUCAGCUGAAUCAGCGCAAAAAAGCAACAAGCGAUCGGCCCGUGCCACAUUCGUGGACAGACUGACCCCUCUGAGGCCGCUGCCGGAGAAGAGCCCGUUUCAAUCGGUUCCCGAGACGCACAGACCACAGAGCAUUGUGACCACAGCACAACCAUGUCGUCCGCGGAGGCCACCCUCUGCGCACAGCUCCCACGCGACGCCCAGAAGACGCUCUAUUCGAUCCUGAGCAGGGUUGCUCUGCCAAGCGAGGCCGACGAGAAGUACCGCACCCUCAAGCUCGACAACGCGGCGCUCCAGCAGCGCCUCCUGAGACACGAUGGCGCCUUGGAGUUGCUGGCCUUGUGCCGCUUCGAGCUGCGCGGCCGCACGCUCGUGCUGCCGGCCGACGCCUCAGCGGACGCGAUUCACCGGGCGCUCGACGCCAUCACCGCAGCGGCGGCGCCGGCAGCAAGCGUACCGCCAGCGGCGCCACCAGCCGCGCCAGUGGCGACCGCGUUGACAUCGCCGCCGCCGCCCCGCCGGGAGGGCGCAACGGCUGGCGCGAGCCCAGAGGAAAUACAAGCGCGGGCAGAAAAACGCCGCCGCGCCGCCGAGGCGGACGCGGCGGCUCGAGCGCUCGAGCGGCGCCGCUGGGCUGCGGAUUCUGCCGCGCGGCGCGACCGCCAAGCUCCCGCCGCGACUCCCACGCGAGCCGCCCCCACGCCACCGCCACCGCCGACAAGCGACCAGCGGCGCUUCCGCGUCCGCCUCCCUGCGGCCGCCGGCGCGCCGGCCCGAGCCGUCGCCGUCGCCGUGGCACAUGACGCGACGCUCGACGCGCUGCGAGAGGCGAUCGCGGCGGCGGGCGUGGAGGGCGCCUUCGCGCUCGUGCGGUCGCUGCCGCACCGCGUCUUCGAUGCGGAGCUCCCUGGCGCGCAGUCGCUCGCGACACUAGGGCUGGACGACGGCCUUACAUUGGUAGCCAUGCCGGCGGACGCGCGCGGCCGCGUCGUCCGCGGAUCCGUCCUCGCGGCGCUGGGCAGCGCGCAAGGGGACGCUGCUGAUGUGGAUGACAUGGACUACGAGGAACUCCUUGAACUCCAAGAGCGCAUCGGCACGGCGACUGAUGAGCGGGCGGCGGCGGCGGCGGCGCUCGAGAGUACGACGACCUUCGAGGUCUCCGAGGCCGACGUGGAGGCGCGGCGGGCGGCGGGCGGCGACGCGGCGCGCUGUGUGGUGUGCAUGGAGGACAUCGCCGUCGGAGAUGUUCUAAGGCGCAUGGCCAAGUGCCCGCACGCGUGCCACGCGCCGUGCUUGGAGCGGUGGCUGGCGACGAACCCGAAGUGUCCCGUCUGCGGCACGGUCUGA
This is a messenger RNA of Pelagomonas calceolata, 1359 nucleotides long. Lineage: Eukaryota; Pelagophyceae; Pelagomonadales; Pelagomonadaceae. The record is from the annotation of a GenBank genome assembly.